CACACAUUGGCCGUCAGAAGGAGCAGACCUGACAGCUUUCAGCGUAAUAGCUGCUUGGAUACGUCAGGUUUUCAACAAGGAAUUAUGGACUCCGGAGGUCCAAACCCAGAGAACGUUGCAAUACAUAAAGUAUCUGCUGAUGCUGAUACUUUUGAAGGAAAAGUGACAUCUAAUAGCAGAGAAUCAGUUGCUCUCAGUGUUCCUGGCACCAGCGGAAAAGUGAUGUCUGAUAGCAGAGAACCCGUUGAUCUCAGUGUUCCUGGCACCAGCACAAAAAAAAAGCAGAAACAAUCAGGUUUUAAGAAGCUUACUGAAAUCAUAGCUAGACUCUCUAAAGAUGUCAUACAUCAAAAAUCUAUGUAUGCAAGUCUUCUUAAUGAUUAUGUAGAAUCGGAUGUUUUUGUCAUUGAUGGAGAUUCCCUAUUAUUAUCCUGUGCUUUGGAUAAAUCCCUGAAGAAAGGACAGAGUUUGCAUUUCUUCUUCUUGGUGGAACGUUUCUUGCUUAAUUUUACAGACAAAGGAGCAAGAUAUGUUGUUGUCUUCUUCCAGGACAUGGAACCAACAUAUUCCCAAUAUCCUGAGAUAAAGUCCUGGCGUACUCAGUUGAUAAUUCAUCUGGAGAAAAAUGCGAACACAACCGUAUACUUAUUCUCAAACUUUCACUCUUCGCAAUGGAAAUCUUUUCUCAGAGACCAGUCUCCUUACUUUUUAAUGGUUUCUGAUAAAGGAAUGAAUCCUCAGCAAACAUAUUUUUUAAAUCUGCUAAUGUUAGAUUCUCUGGGAAACAACCUUGAUGUUGUGCUUACUGCUGGACAGGAGUCUGAUCACCUCAGGGUUUAUGGAUACCACAUCAUAUCUUCACUUAAAACCAAGACAAUGAUAACGGAAAUGUUUAACUCAGCUCCAAAAGCAAUCAUUAGGUUUCAGCGACAUAACUCAUCCAACCCUCUCUCUGAACUUCUGAAGAAGAUGGACUGGAAGGAGCAGGUGCAGAAAAGCAUUUCCCUUCUUCCUACACAUCUUAAAGAUGCCCGGGCAAUCACUUGUGUUGUUGCAUGUUCAAUGGCGCUGAGAAUACAUGCUGAACCUAAACCCAUACAGGAUGACAACAUGCGCCUGACAUUGGAAGAAGCAAGUGACUUGUGCAAAAUGCAAUGUCUGUGUGUGGCGCUAAUGAUCACUUUGCCACUUUCACAGCGAGCAAGAAUAAGAAGGCUAAAUGCAAAAUGGAACGGAAUUGCCUCCUCAUUUAUUUCCGCAUACACUUCAUGUGAAGAAUAUGCUUUAACUCAGAUGAGAGAUCACAUCAAGAAUAUUAUAGUUGACUGGACCUAUGUCUCUGACAUAAGUGAUGGUUUACUGCUGAAAAACAUUGCAUAUUACUGUGAAAAAGAGCACUACACUGAAUGUAAACUGGAAUUUGGUAACGAAAUAAAUCAAUUAUAUCAAUGUCUCUGGGAGACUGUAUUGAAUUUAGUCCCUGAAAGUGAACAUUUGCUGUGCUAUGAACUCCGAAAGACAUCAAAACCUUUUCUUUCACAUGACUCUUCUGUACAAGUUGAAAGGAAAGAAUUUCUACCUGUUGGGUUGAUACCACUCCGAUCUGAUGUCAUUGAUGAUUAUGCUGGAGAUAUGAUAAAGGAACUACCAGUAUUAAACAGUGAAGACCCACGUAUUCCCUCCUUGAUGGACACAAAAACAUAUGAUGAACUUUUGCACUGGCAUACAGACCGUCCACUAAGUGAUGACUAUGACAGAACCAAAUGUGAUCAAGAAGACAUAAGAAAGGAUAAGUAUUCACAACGUAACUAUCAAAAACUACAGACUUUUCAAUAUCGGUAUGGACAAUCUUUAGGUGUGAAAACUCCUAAGAAGAUUGUAUUGCAGGAAGAUCAACCAGAAGUGAAAAGUUCUACUCAUGUGACUGUUGUAAGGAAAAAGGAGCCCCAGAAGAAAAAAAAAGAUCAAAUAAUAGAAGAAAAUCAAAAGAAGAGCAAAGCUGAAGAAGAGAAAAAGGAGCAGGUAAAAUGGAAGAAUAAGGUUGCAUCUUUGGAAAAAGAAAUUAUGGCAGAUUUCUUCUCUGGAUUGCAAAACUUUGAAAACUUAAUCAAAUCUUUCCGGACACCAAAUGUGAGAUACCAAGCACAGUUAAAAGCAUUAGCAAUCUGCUUUGAUAAAUGGACAGAAGAGUGCAAAAUGAAAUCUAAAGAUGAAAGAGACAUAAAGAUUGUUGUGGAGAUAAUGAAAAUCAUUCAGGAUAUCAUGGACAGUAACCAGGACUUAUUCAAAAAGGAAGAUCAAUACCGGAUAGCUGGUUAUCUCAGCAAACUUGGCUUUGACAACCUUGCCUGUUCACUGAGGCCAGACAAGUUACACGACUAUAAGGAAGAGGGGACAGAAAGGAAAUAUGCAGUUGGAGUUGGCUCAACUCGUUUCCAACUCCAGUAUAUGGGACCGCAUUUGCUGAGGGAAGAGAGAAGUGAUCCAGAUCCAAGAGUGCAACACUUCAUUCCAGACACAUGGCAGAGAGAACUUCUUGAUGCUGUUGACAACAAUGAAUCUGCAGUCAUAGUGGCCCCAACAUCUUCAGGAAAAACGUAUGCAUCUUAUUAUUGCAUGGAGAAAGUUUUGUCACAAAGCAAUGAAGCAGUUGUAGUUUAUGUUGCUCCCACUAAGGCUCUUGUAAAUCAAGUUGUAGCGACUGUUAUUAGUCAGUUCAAUAAAGAUCUACCAGGUGGAAUAGUUUUGUGUGGAGUUUUCACUCGUGAUUAUCGCACAGAUGCUUUAAACAGCCAGGUGCUGGUCACUGUGCCACAAUGUUUGGAAAUUCUCCUGUUGGCUCCACAUCGACAAGAAUGGGUGAAAAGAAUCAAAUAUGUUAUAUUGGAUGAGGUGCAUUGCUUAGGAGGAGAAAUUGGAGCAGAAACCUGGGACCACAUACUAUCCAUGAUUCGGUGUCCAUUCCUGGCCUUGUCUGCAACCAUCAGUAAUCCAGAACACUUAACCGAGUGGCUACAAUCAGUCCAAAAAUAUUGGCAGCACAAUGAUGAUAGAAAAAUGAGUCAUAUGUCUGAAUCCUCACACAAAGGGUCAAAGAAAAAGACAGCAAAAACCGAAAGAAGAUCUUACAAUGUUCGACUAGUUCAGUACAAUAAACGAUACAAUGAUCUGGAGAAAUAUAUAUGUUCUGAGAAAGACUCCAACCUUAACUUUGAACACUACCAUCCCUGCGCGUCCUUGACAAUAGAUCAUAUGAAGAACUGUGGAAUUCCAAAGGAUCUUACAUUCUCUCCAAGGGAAAGCAUACAGCUGUAUGAUUGCAUGGCAGCUGCAUGGCCACAAAUGGCAAAUUUAAAGAAAUUAGAUCCUGAGGAAAACAUACAUUUGAAGGACAAGAUAACUAUAACAAAAAAUGAUGCAACUGAUUAUGAAGAGGAGCUGAAAAAAGAAUUUGUGGACUGGGUGCAAAAAGGACAUGAUGAACAGGUUGCAAAAGUGCUGGAAAGCCUUAAACCUAUGGAGCCAUCUGAGGUUGAAUGCAAGAAAUAUUUUCCUCAGCUUGUUGAAAAACUAGACAAAAUGAACAAGCUACCUGCUAUAUUUUUUGCAUUUAAACUUAAUUUAGUAGAAGGUUUAGCAGAAAUGGUCUAUGAGCAUCUAAGUGAAAAGUGGGAAAUGAAACAGACUGAGGAGGAGAAGAAGAAUAUCCAGAAACUUGAAGCAAGAGCAGAAAAAUUACAAAAAAGUAUUCAGGGAACACAAACAGAAACAAGUAUUUCAAGAUCACCAAGUAAAAAUGAAGAACUGAUGAUCAAACAAGCCGAGUAUGACAGUUUAAUUAAAAAGAUUGAAAAGUUUAAAGAAAUACCAUCUGAUUGUACUUAUGCUGAUGUCAAAGCUGUGGAUGAGAAGACAUUACUGCAAAUGUAUGAGAGAACAAGAAGAUAUUCAGCAAGACACGGCGAUCUUAUACCUUUUACACGUAAAGGAAUUGGUUAUCACCAUGGCUCAGUGGAUGCAAAAGGAAGGCAACUUGUUGAGAUGCUGUUCAGGAUGGGUUACGUAAGAGUUGUAACUUCUACCAGUUCACUUGCUUUGGGAAUUAACAUGCCAUGUAAAUCAGUGGUUUUCAUACAAGAUUCUUUGUAUCUAGAUGCACUGAACUACAGACAAAUGGCAGGAAGAGCUGGAAGAAGAGGCCAUGACCUGCUGGGGAAUGUCUAUUUUUUCAACAUCCCCAUGCCUAAGGUGAAAAAGCUCUUGAAGUCCAAUGUUCCUCAGUUGAGAGGACAGUUUCCUCUAAGUGUUUCCUUCAUUCUCAGAUUAAUGUUACUAGCCACCAAAGCAGAUGACAAAAAGGAUGCGAAGGCCAAGGUUCUAUCAAUUUUGAUGCACCCACUUAUGUCAUUCAAACGACCCCAAGAAGCACAGGUGUUAAAGCUGUACUGCAUAUUCUCACUGCAAUUCCUUCUCUAUGAGGGAUUCCUGAAUCAGGAUUGUGAGCCUACUGCAUUCACAGGACUUGUUACUCACCUACAUUACCAUGAACCAUCAAAUUUUGUGUUUGUCCGCUUUCUAGAAAAAGGCUUGUUUCAUAAACUGUGCAUACCAAGCUUGAAAGAUUCUACCAAAUUUCCUGACUCUGUAAUGGAAACCCUUGUGCUGAUAUUAGCAAACCUGUUUGGAAGACGCUACUUACCACGCUGCAGAUUUCCAGGGGAAGAUAUAUUUGACCAGUCAAAGGUCUUUCUUGAAAAACUUCCAAAAGAUUUUGCUUCUGUUGUCAACGAACACAACCAGAAAGUUGCCACUGUAUUUGGACAUUGUAUCCUUGCAGGUUCCAAAGUGGCAGAUAUGGAAAAGGAGCUCCAGUUACCACUUUCAAAAACCAAUUUUUCAGGUAAAGAGUGUUUGAAUUCUGGAUUGGUGGAUCACUUGAUGUCGUGUUAUGAAGGAAUAAGUGGUAUCACUCCGUUUGCAUGUCUCUCAGGAAACACAGAUAAUGACUUGAUGAGUAUGAAAAACCUGAGCAGUCUGAUGAUGCAAACGGCGCACAUUCCCGAGAGAUAUAUUCCACUGUUGCCCUUUGAAAAAACGGAUAUGUUCGGACGAAAACGAUACCUUAACGCCUAUGCCCUGGAUUUCUUCAAACACGGCAGCUUGGAUGCCAUUGUUGAGGAUAAUGGGUUUAAUCCUGGAGAUGCAUAUUAUGUAUUGAGGGACUUCUACCUUACCAUUGCAGCUAUAAGUGUUGCUUUGAACGAAUUAUGCGAAUCGGACCCAGUUGCAUUGGCCUUUGAACAACUGAAAACGAUGUAUGAGGAAAAACUACGUGUAGUAUAACAAGUCCUCCUCAGAGCACCAUGACAACAUUCAAGCUAUUUUACUAUACCGUAACUGUGGAAAUCUAUAGCUGCACCAUUAAAAUAGUUGCAUUUGGGUAGUGAAAUUUUGAUAUAUACGCAGUUUUUUUCAGCUCUGUUCACAUUAGCUGUGGACUGGUGAUCAGACUGGAUAUGACAUGACCUGGUGUCCAUAAUGGAAAGGUUCAAAAUGUAUACAAAUUAUAUUGCUGGUGAGUUAGCAUUUCCAUACACCAAAAGAAAAAGCCAGUGCUUGAUAAUAUUAUGGUAGAUUAAUUAUUAAAAUUAAUGAAGCAUUUGGGGAAUAUUACUAGGAGCUGUAUAGACUGGGCAUGCGCUGCUCUUAUUAGGAAUGCAGCGCGUGUGCAGUUAGAAUAAAGCUGUGGAAAAGCCUUCUCUAAAGCUCUUCCAUGUCGCGUGCUGCCAUUGACGAACUGGCUGCACACAGAGUGGGGCUGAGCUCAUUAUAAAAACAUUACCAUUCGGAUUUUUUUUUUUUAUAAAGUAUAUUAGGAAACUCUUUUUUACCCUACCUCCCACUAUAUAGUGGAAAGUACUUCUAUAUAGUGGCCAACCCCUUUAAUCCAAGACCAGAGUGGCUUUAUCCCUGGGCGAUUGAUAUACUCUGUUAGGAGACUUAUGAAUAUAGAAGGAAAUAAAAGUAUAGAUCCUAAAAGGGCAAUACGGUCGUUGGAUGCAACCAAAGCAUUUGAUUGCAUGGAGUGGGAACACUUGUGGGAGGUCCUCAAACGUUUUGGGUUUGGGGAUUCUUUUAUAAGUUAGAUUAAGCUUAUUUACUCACAUCCCAGAGAGAGAGAGUAACAGUGGAAGGGGUUUUGUCCCUGCCCUUUGCCCUUUUUAGGGGCACUAGGCAGGGAUGUCCUCUCUCUGUUGCUCUUUGCAACUGCAAUAGUGCCUUCAUAAGAGAGAAUGAUAGUAUUAGGGGAAUUCAAUAUGGUAAUGUAAGGAAGAAAAUAAGUUACGCAGAUGAUAUUUUAUGGUUUUUGGCUGACAUGGAUUUAGAAUUAGCCAGAGUAAGAGACACAAUUGGUGAAUUUGGAUACUAUUCUGGUUUGAAAGUAAGCUGGGGAAAGUCACACUUGAUGUUACUGGGGGAUAGGGAACAAGAUGGUGUCUUGAUGUACAUGUUGUGGGUAGUGAUAGUAGUUUUAAAUAACUGGGAAUAAAUAUUGCAAAGAGUUUAUCCGGAUAUAUUAAGUUAAAUGGGAUUCCUCUUAUUGAGGAGUUGAAAAGAAAAAUUCAUAUUUGGAGAAGAAGAUUACCAAUGUUAAUGACAAGACAGGUUAAUCUAAUAAAGAUAAUCUUUCUCCUGAAGAUUAUUUAUGUAUUACAGUGUGCGCCGGUCUGGUUGCCAUUUAGGAUUUUUUAUAUAUUUGAUAAGAUAAUGAGGGAAUUUAUUUGGAAAGGAGGUAGUCCUAGAAUAAGGAAGGCAAUUGCAGGAUUUCCUAUCAAAGAAGGGGGAAUGGCAAUAUUUAACUGGCAUUUUUAUUUUUUGGUGGCACAGUUUGGGUAUAUGAAUGGACAUAUAUGUAACACCUUUUUUGAGAUGGUAUUUGGGGUAAAAAGAUACCUGAUUGUAGAAAGGAUAGGAUAGGAUGGGGAGAGAAAACAAAACACACGGAGUGAGGGGAUGUCCCGGCUUUCACAGAAGCCCAGGAAGGACCUCCAGGACCUAAUAGAUCCUGGGCGAUGCAGGCUUCCUGGCCUGGAUCAUAGUGCGGACGACAUCAGAAAACUCCCUCCAUGUCAGAAUGGCGGUUUCAAUAGCCACACCGUCAACCAAAGACUCUAAAUGCUGAUGUAAAACUGGACCCUGUGAAGAAGGUCAACUGAGUGUCAGUGACCAAGGGACGUCUCCUAGAAGGAGAACGAGGUUGGCAUACCACGCGCGACAGGUCCAAUCCGAAGCAACUAGAAUUCAUUGGAAUGCCCUCGAUCUUCCGUAGAAACCUGGGUAGGAGGGAGGGGGGGGGAAGAAAAAAAAACACAAAAAAAACACAAAAAAAAAAAACACCACACACUUAAGGAGGGAGACCUCCCUUUAAAAGGAGAUAUCAGGGUGUCCACGCCAAAUGCUUCUGGAACUCUUGCACGGGAGAGAAAGGUGGGAAGCUUUCAUGAAAACUCUACCUGGAAGGGCGCUGAGCAGGAGCAACUGCCAAAGCUAGUGAUAGGAGGAGGGGGGGGGGGGGGGGGGAUGACCCACUGCAGCGACUACGAACUCAAGCAUUAGCAAAAAAGGCCGCACCUGUGGAGAGUGCCAGCAUAACCACUUUCACAAGGAGGAGUGGUGGAUAGAGAAUAAAGAGUCAGUGAAACACAAGUCGCUGGAACGUACUCACCAAAUAUGUGCAAUGGUGCACGCACUACGCAUUGAUGCAGACAAUAUCAUGACAAAGGAAUGGUGGAGGCCCAUGGAGAUGAGGGGUCUUUGGGACAUAUAAGUGACUAGGCAUCCCCCUGGAAAGAGAGGAUGAGCAUGUUUAAAACCACGCCAAAAGGAAGGAAGGAAUGAAUGGCCACCGUAUCAACUGGCGGCACCAGUAUACCACUAGAGUAAAAGUACAGACUGUUGCCACGCCCUCAUGUGAAAGCAAAGGCACCUGGAGACAUGGCAUAGUUGAGUUGCAACCAAGAUGUUUAGUUAUUCCCCGCUAGUGGAUCACUUGCGGAAGGGGAUAAUGCAACAGGAAGCAUGGUAAAGUACAACACUCUGCCUAUGGAAAGGGAUAGCGCGACAGUCGGGACCGUAUACAGUUGUAGUGCAAUUACUCUACCUGUGAAAGAUGGAAUGCAUACGGCAAGUACUUAAGCCAGUGGUAGGGAAAAUACCCCCCCCCCCCUUCCUUAGACUGACCCUCUCCGGGGAGGGAGGGUGCAUCUGAAAGAUGUCCUGCUGUGGGCCACUUGCACGUAAGUCUACCCCUCAGAAUCUCGCCCCUGGCAUUAGCGGACUGCGCAGUUGGGGACUUCUCAACCAAAAUACCCAGGGGGUGAAGUGGGAACUUCUAGAGGCCCGUCUACCAGAUUGCAUUAUCAACCAAACAACCCUGGAGGGAGGAUUGGGAAGCUCCAGAGGACUUCCACUGGAUUGCGCAGGUGGAGAAUUAUCAACCAAACGAUCCGGGAGGUGGGAUUGGGAAUUCUUCAGAUCAACCAACCGACCCAGAGGGGUGGAUUGGGAAAUGUCAGAGGUCCUCUAUUGAAUUGGGCAGGCAGAGAAUUAUCAACAAAACGACUCAGGAGGGUGGAUUGGCAAUGUCAGAGGUCCUUCUUUGAUUGCGCAGGUGGAGGAUUGUCAGCCAACGGCCCCGGAGGGCGUAUAGGGAAUCCUUCAGGGUUCCCUGUAUUACGCAGGUGUUUGCAGAAGUAUCAACCAAGUGGCCGUGAAGGGCGGAUAGGGACUAUGAGAGGUUCUCCUGUGACCGGGACAGGGUACGGGCCCAGUCUGGUACCACAGUUAUGCAUAACCACUUUCCCAGAAUGUGUGCUGAGGGCCCGUAUUAAAUGCUUCUUUCUUUUUCUUAAUAAUACUGGAGAAAAGUAUGAAGGGUUACUUCUUGAGUAACUGCACUGUUUUCUAACUCCUUGAAGACCCAGCGCCAGCCAAAAGAAAUGGCCGGCCAGGAAGGGUUAAAAGUGCAGAGACCAGGGACGGAGCUCAACUAGCUUCUGGGGAAGAGGGAACAGCUAGGUGGGAAGAAUUUGUGCCAGCUUGCGCCCAUCAUCGGGGGUGCCUGCCACCGGGAGGAAACAGACACUGCCGCUGGAUGCAGAUCAGUCAGAGGUAGUCACCCCCGUAGCCGGAGUCCCCCAUGUGGUAAAGGAGCUAUGCGGCGCAUGAGGUGUCCGCCGUUAACCCUGUCGGAGCAGCACGCUUGGCGCCCGCUCCCGACAGGGGCGGAAUAUGGAGCUGGAUAGCAGGAGCACCUGCAGUCCUCUCUCUCCCGCCGAUUUAGUAGUAGUUUGCCAUAUUAACCAUCUGUCGGCCUAGAGGGAGAGUGAGAAGGACUGUUUUAGGGGUCUUUGACUGCCCUCCAUCCCAUGAUAAUAAAGGCCCCUGGCAGCUUUGUGCCUUGCUGUGUCCCCCUCAGUUAACCGUUGAGGGCACCAGGAGAGAACUAUGCCAAGAGGGAGGGGGAAGAGGUUAAUACUUACCUAGUCCCAUGUACUCACCUCAUCUUCUGUCCUGCCGCCAUCUUUACCCUUCCUCUUCUCCAGCAGGGUCACCCCUUCAGCUACUGGCACCGUAGUGGCAGGACACUGGAAAGGGGGCUUGAAUGAGUGACCCUUCUGCUGGCGGGAUGCAGGAGAGAGGCUGCCCUGGUCCACCUAGUCUUCUUGCGGGGGAGGAGGCGUGGCGGACCAACGCUGGCGUGCUCCCCCGGAAGAACAGGGAGGCUAGGCGACCACUGUUUCCCACCUGAAAGAAGGAAAAAUAAAAUCUCCCGGAGCUACCCUGCAGAGCAGCAAGGUCUUGCCUCCUAUUGACACUAGAAAUAACUGAAGCUCUCUCUCUCCAGGCUGGAGGGGGUAUAGCUGCCAGGGGAGGAGCUAACAGCUUUUACUAGUGUCAACACCUCCUA
Molecule: messenger RNA, 9970 nt
Organism: Bufo gargarizans (Asiatic toad)
Lineage: Eukaryota; Metazoa; Chordata; Amphibia; Anura; Bufonidae
Gene: DDX60
Product: DExD/H-box helicase 60
Exons: 39
Coding region: 85-5343 (1752 amino acids)
Cellular component (GO): cytoplasm
Molecular function (GO): nucleic acid binding; ATP binding
Source: RefSeq, a predicted model, not a curated record